CUACCCAAAGGUUAAAGCGUCGUCUUGCUGCGAAAGAAACCCAAAAUUCUGUUUGGCCACCGAGAAAAGUAGCUGCAAAAUGUCAGGUAUGGAAAGAUUGCAGAGGAUGUUUGCUGGUGCCGGUGGUGCGUUGGGUCAUCCUCCGCCGGACUCUCCGACGCUUGAUUCGUCAGAGCAAGUUUACAUUUCCUCACUCGCACUCCUCAAAAUGCUCAAGCACGGAAGAGCUGGUGUCCCCAUGGAGGUGAUGGGUUUGAUGCUAGGGGAGUUUGUGGAUGAAUACACAGUUCGUGUUGUUGAUGUCUUUGCAAUGCCACAAAGUGGUACUGGUGUCAGCGUUGAAGCUGUUGACCAUGUGUUUCAGACUAACAUGCUUGAUAUGCUCAAGCAGACUGGAAGACCAGAGAUGGUGGUAGGGUGGUAUCAUUCACAUCCUGGAUUCGGUUGUUGGCUCUCUGGUGUUGACAUAAACACACAGCAGAGUUUUGAAGCUCUGAAUCAAAGGGCUGUUGCUGUGGUUGUGGAUCCAAUUCAAAGUGUUAAGGGAAAGGUGGUAAUUGAUGCAUUUCGUUUGAUUAACCCACAAACCAUGAUGCUCGGCCAAGAACCACGACAGACGACAUCUAACCUUGGGCAUCUUAAUAAGCCAUCCAUUCAAGCAUUGAUUCACGGGUUGAACAGACAUUACUACUCAAUAGCCAUCAAUUACAGGAAGAAUGAACUGGAGGAAAAGAUGCUACUUAAUCUCCACAAGAAGAAAUGGACUGAUGGGUUGACACUUCGUCGUUUUGAUACACAUUCAAAAACCAAUGAACAGACUGUUCAGGAGAUGUUAAACUUAGCUGUCAAAUAUAACAAGGCAGUUCAAGAGGAAGAUGAGUUGCCACCAGAAAAGCUAGCAAUUGCUAAUGUAGGAAGGCAAGAUGCUAAGAAACACCUUGAGGAACAUGUGUCCAACCUGAUGUCUUCGAACAUAGUGCAGACUCUGGGAACCAUGCUUGAUACAGUUGUAUUUUGAUUACUUGCUGCAGUAGAACAAUCCUGAAUCUGAAUUUAGUUUUCACUCAAUGCUUAUACUGAACAUUUUGUUAUAGUUUUUCUCUUGCCUGCGAUUUCUUUGCGAAAACAAUUUAAUUGUUGGACUGUAAGUCAUAU
Pistacia vera is the source of this 1155-nucleotide messenger RNA. Its product is annotated as 26S proteasome non-ATPase regulatory subunit 14 homolog. Gene Ontology annotation, biological process: protein deubiquitination; proteasome-mediated ubiquitin-dependent protein catabolic process. Gene Ontology annotation, molecular function: protein binding; proteasome binding; metallopeptidase activity. NCBI's taxonomy places the organism in Eukaryota, Viridiplantae, Streptophyta, Magnoliopsida, Sapindales, Anacardiaceae. The record is from RefSeq and is a predicted model, not a curated record. The transcript has 6 exons. Gene Ontology annotation, cellular component: proteasome regulatory particle, lid subcomplex. Bases 80 to 1018 code for a protein of 312 amino acids.